Helicoverpa zea (corn earworm) is the source of this 1792-nucleotide messenger RNA. Its product is annotated as solute carrier family 2, facilitated glucose transporter member 6-like. Gene Ontology annotation, cellular component: membrane. Bases 286 to 1746 code for a protein of 486 amino acids. NCBI's taxonomy places the organism in Eukaryota, Metazoa, Arthropoda, Insecta, Lepidoptera, Noctuidae. The transcript has 9 exons. Gene Ontology annotation, biological process: transmembrane transport. The record is from RefSeq and is a predicted model, not a curated record. Gene Ontology annotation, molecular function: transmembrane transporter activity.
AAUUCAGUGUAUAAGUGAGCGCGAGAACUAAAUGACGGGCGUCGCAUGUUUUAUUUUUAAUAGUUGUCUGUUAUAAUGGGUUUAUACUAAUUAAAUAAAAUUCAAUUAGAAAGCUUCGGUUUCAAUCAAAUUAAAUUAUUUUACUCUACAAAAACUGAUUCAUACAAAAAUAAAUGUUAAAAUGUAUUUUUUUAUUGUGAAUUGUUUGGCAACUUUGAAGUUGCUGUAAAAUAGUGUCUUAAUUAUUUUAUUAAAUUUUUCCUGUAGUUAUUAGAAUAAUUCAAAAUGAAGAAAUAUUACUUAAUCUUUAGUGAAGGAAGCAGAAUCAACCAAAUAAUAUGUGCAGUGCUCAUAAACCUGCCAGUGUUUGCAUACGGGGCUUGCAUCGGCUGGAUGUCACCGAUGGGCCUGUUGUUGCAAUCUAAGGACUCGCCUAGAGGCACACCACUUACUGAUUUCGAGAUAUCCUGGAUAGCAUCGGCGCCGUAUUUAACAUGUAUACCAGCUGAUUAUCUCAUGGCGAUCCUGAGUGACAAGUUUGGGAGAAAACAUACUCUAUUCUUUAUGUCUGCUGUGUCAUUUGCUUGCUGGACAAUAAAACUAUCAUCCAUGGAAGUCUGGGCCUUCAUCCUAGCGAGAGCCAUGUUUGGUAUAACGAUGGCAGGAGCGUAUGUAACGUGUCCCUUGUACACUAAGGAGAUCAGCUCAGCUAAUGUUAGAGGCAUGUUGGGGACUUUGCUGAUCAUGUCUCACACAUCAGGCAACCUAUUCCUCUACAUCAUCGGAGACAUACUGAGCUACCGCACUAUCCUGUGGAUCUGCCUGACGCUGCCGACGUUACACCUGAUCCUCUUCCUCAUGAUGCCUGAGUCACCUUCGUAUCUUAUUAAGAGAGGAGAAACUGAGGAAGCUAUCAGAGUAAUGGCAUGGCUCCGAUGCAGAAAAGAAGAUGAUCCUCUAGUGAUCAGUGAAGUAAACCAGAUCAAGAAGGAACAACUCAAAGACGAAGAGAGCAACGGCUUUGUUUUAAAAGCUAUAUGUCAAGACAAAAUCCUCGUCAGAGCUUUCAUCAUAGCCAUAGUCUUAGCGUUAGCAAGAGAAGUGUGUGGUUCCAUCCCUGUGCUGAACUUUGCAGGAGAAAUAUUCUCCAUGUCCUCAGAAGGCUCAGGCUUAGUCCUGACUCCUAACCAGCAGGCCAUGGCUUUGGGUGCUGUGCAAGUUAUAGGAGCUUCCAUGGCGUCUUUCCCGGUGGAAAAGGCUGGGAGAAAGCCACUCUUCGUGGGUACAGCAUUCGUAUCAGGUCUAAGCAUGUGUGCCCUAGCUUCCUGGUUCGUCGCUAGAGAGUACGCAGUCUUCACGCCAGCCUGGAUACCAGUGGUGGCUCUCUGCUUGUGCAUCUUCUGUGAUGCACUAGGAUUGCAGCCUGUGUCUGUUAUUGUUACUGGGGAGAUAUUUUCUUUUAAGUACCGAGGCUCAGUAAUGGCGAUAACAAUGUCAGCAGCAUCAUUCGCAGCCUUCGUACAAACCCUCUUCUUCAAACCCCUGGUCAACGCAGUGGGUGCCCACGUGGCAUUCUACUUCUUCGGUGCAGUCUGCAUAGUGACUUCCAUCUACGUCAUCCUUAAAGUACCGGAGACCAAGCAGAGGAUCCUUGAAGAGAUCUAUGAAGACUUGAAGACGAAAAAGGAAAAGAAGAUGGAGAGAGAACAGAUGAUGGCUAUUAAGGCCGCUAAAGUAGAUGUUUAGGGAAAGCUAGAAUAUGAGGUUGAUAAUAAAAAUGUAUCUUUUAAGA